AUGUCGACUCGCCAAUUCGUUGUGGCGGAAGCCUGGGGCCCUCAUUACACUGCAGCGACCCUUGAUGCCGAGGGCUCCCAGCAUCGAUUGUUCAUCGAAAACUCCCCGCACGCCCCUAAGAAGCCAGAUCUGACACUUCAUCAUGCCGAUGUUGAUGGGCCCGUUCUCGGUCUGGCUCAAUUCCGGCGCUUUUCAUCCAACUGCAGUGUGAGACUGGAGAAGAAUGACAAUGAGAUCCACCUCGCGAAGAAGGGUUUGGUAUCACCGUCCUAUACUUUUCAGAUGUAUAUUCACGGCGACAGGAGGAGCCUGGCUUGGAAAAAGACACGGUCGCUGGGGAAUCACCGCACACCUUAUGGAGAUAUGAAACUUAUCGACGAGAGGAGUCAAGAAGUCAUGGCCGUCUUUUCCCGCGAUGGCUUCGCCUUCGUCCCGGGCUCCUUAGAUAUAUACGGCAAUUAUGGCGAAUAUUUCGAACAAGCGUCUCUGCUGACAGGGCUGGCCGUCCGGGAGCAACAACGACGCCAAACUACCCGAUCGGUGCGUGCCGGUCGAGAUAAUGUCUACACGAUGGGUGUUGUAGGGGUGGGGGGCGGAGGUGGAGGGGGUUGCUAG
Messenger RNA from Penicillium manginii, 615 nucleotides. RefSeq lists its product as uncharacterized. Bases 1 to 615 code for a protein of 204 amino acids. Lineage: Eukaryota; Fungi; Ascomycota; Eurotiomycetes; Eurotiales; Aspergillaceae. The record is from RefSeq and is a predicted model, not a curated record. The transcript has a single exon.